Glycine soja is the source of this 2497-nucleotide messenger RNA. RefSeq names its product ankyrin repeat-containing protein At5g02620-like. The coding region runs from base 636 to 2333 and encodes 565 amino acids. Lineage: Eukaryota; Viridiplantae; Streptophyta; Magnoliopsida; Fabales; Fabaceae. The record is from RefSeq and is a predicted model, not a curated record. The transcript has 8 exons. Gene Ontology annotation, molecular function: protein binding.
CCGCAUUCCAGCAUUCAGAUUACAAUGCCACCAGAAUCAGAUCAUAUUCCUAAUCAAAGUCAUGAGCAAACUCAAUGGGAAAGGAGGGGUUAAUGAAAUCACUCCAAAAUUAUUUGUUUUAUUCUCUAAAUUAAAUUUUAAAAAAAUCUUGGUCCAAAAUUAUCAGUAAUUGUUUUGGAUGAUGAUGAUGAUUAUCUUCCGUUACUAGCUAGAGUUUACUUUUCUUUCCUUUUUCUCUUUUGAUAUUUUUUUAUAUAUAAAAGUUAUGUCAUUGUUUUAUUUAUCAUUUUCAGAUCUCUGUUUCUGGUCAAAUUCAGUUUGAGCCUCGAAAAACCUAUGUCUACAUUUAUCCAUCUUUGUUCUCUCUCUAACGAUUUCGCCAUUCAACAGCGAUCUUUCCGUCUCCAUCAUCGUCAUCAAAGCUCCCAUUUUCUAAACCUCAGCUCCAUUUUUUUUCCUGUUGCUAGCAGUGGCUUCCCCACAGCACAGUAAAGCAAACGGUUAGAUGCAGCAACACAAGCACCACUAACGAACCAUUGGUUCAGUUCAAUAUAUAACGAACCUGAUACUCUUUUCAUCUCACACCUACCGACACCACUUCCUGCUUUAGUGCGAAAGCCAUUUCAGCACAUUAAAUGGAGGUUCACGGUGAUGAUGAUCCCGUGGUGAUGGUGGUUCCCAACCAUUCAGAAGAUUCCAACAUUGAGAUUACUAUAUCACCAGAAUCAGAUCAUAUUCCUAGUCAAAGCCAUGAGCAAACUCCAGUUGCUGCCUCACCGCAAUUAGAUGGAAAUGGAGGGGUUAAUGAAAUCACUCCAGAAGAUCUGAGUUCUUUAAAAAGAAAAGUGUACGUAUAUGCACUCCGCGACAUGUGGCUAGAAGCACAACCCAUUUUCCAAAACAAUCCUAACAUGUUACGCAUUCCGUUGACUGCUAAUAGAGACGACACAGCUCUCAAUGUAGCAGUGAGUGGCAGGAGCACUACUUUUGUGGAAGGGUUGGUUAGCCUUAUGAGCCCAGAAGACCUGAUAAUACCAAGGAUUAGUCCUAUGGAUACGCACAUUGGCGGACCUUGGUUUAAGAUGGAUGAAUCAAAUGAAUAUGAAUCUGAAUCGAAUGAAUCGAAUGAAUAUGAAUAUGAAUCUGAAUCGAAUGAAUAUGAAUCGAUGGAUGAUUCGAUGGCUUACAACCAUAUUGAACGACUGUUUUUUACGACCAUAGAAAAAAACACAUUUGGUCCGGCAUUGAAAUUAUUAGAAAAAUAUCCAACGCAGUUGGGCCUUGCAAGAGAUGAUCAACGUAAUUGCCAAAAAGCAUUGAAGAUGCUGGCACGAAAGCCUUCAGUAAUUCUAAACAAAGUAGAGAGGAGAGAAGAGGGGCAAGAGGGUCUGAAAUUGCUUGAGCGAUUAUAUUGGGGCGUUAAUAAAAUGGAGGAUUGUACGGUGUGGUUUUCUUUAGUGAAAUCAGGAAACCUUGACGCUUUAAAACGCCUUAUUGGAAAUAAUAGUGAAGUGCUCAUGACCAUAAAGGACAGCGAUGGAAUGAGCCUACUGCAUAAGGCUGUUUUAUGUCGCCAACGUAGCAUUGUUUCCUAUAUACAAGGUUUCACAUCCAGAGAAGAUAACCUUGUACUGGGAGGGGUCGACAAUAAAGGUAACAACGUUCUACACUUAGCUGCUGCGAAGCAGCAAUCUUCGUCACAUCUAUUAAGAAACGCAAAGGUGGAAAUGCAAAAUGAUCUCGCAUGGUUUAAGGAAAUCGAGAAGAAAUUUCAUGAAUUCAGCUACAACACAAUGGUGAACGACAAAGGCAAGACACCAGAGGAGGUAUUUUAUGAUCAACACGAGGAUUUAUCUGACAAGAUUAAAGAUGAUUCCAAAGAAAUAGCCAACUCGGGCAUGAUUGUGGCAAUACUUGUGGCCACGGUAGCAUUUGCCGCUGCUCUCACCGUUCCAGGUGAAAAGACCAAUGCGUGGUUUGUUGUCUUCAUAUUCACAAAUGCAGUUGCAUUAUUUGCUUCUUCAGCGUCAAUACUCUCUUUCUUGUCAAAUUUCACUUCAUUGAGAUUCGGACAACGCGAAUUUGUCAAAUCACUACAUCCGAGCUUGACUUUUGGGCCCGUGUUACUUUUUAUCUCUGUUGUUGCUAUGGUUGUGGCUUUUACAGCAGCCUCCUUUUUGAUAUUUGAUCACACCUCCAAGUGGGUUUCUUACGCAGUUGCUUCAAUGGGGUUUUUUCCAUUACUGCUGUUUAUUCUGUUUCAAUUCAGGUUUUUCGACGACAGCUUGUGGUCUAGAUAUUAUCGUCUGUCCAAAUUUGAAAAAUUUGAGUAAGUUAUUACAGAGAUACAGCUUGUGGUCUAGAUAUUAUUGCCUAGAUUGUUGCUUGUCAGCCGGUCAAAAGCUUGUGUUUGAAUUUAAGAUUAUUCUGUAUUUUCUAUCUUAGUGUUUCCGCUUUAAUAUGAGACUAUACUGCAUAUUGUAUUUUUCGAAAACUA